Molecule: messenger RNA, 1137 nt
Organism: Venustampulla echinocandica
Lineage: Eukaryota; Fungi; Ascomycota; Leotiomycetes; Helotiales; Pleuroascaceae
Exons: 1
Coding region: 1-1137 (378 amino acids)
Biological process (GO): maturation of SSU-rRNA from tricistronic rRNA transcript (SSU-rRNA, 5.8S rRNA, LSU-rRNA)
Cellular component (GO): small-subunit processome; nucleolus
Source: RefSeq, a predicted model, not a curated record
AUGGCAAAACAGACUUCCUUUCCAGUAUUGCUGGAAAGCCUUACAAAUGCUUUAUCAUCUGCUUCAGAAUCUACUGGAAAAUUAGCCUCCCCAAUUCCACCUCAAGAUGGAAUCUCCCUCCUCGACGUGAAGAACGAACUCUUCCUAUCAUAUUUACAGAACCUCGUCUUCCUCGUACUCCUCAAAUUACGCAAUCACAAAAACGGCGCUUCUUCUGAAGAUGAUGAUGCCGAGGAUCUAGAUAACUCGGUGGUGAAGAAAUUGGUUGAAUUACAAGUGUAUCUCGAGAAAGGUGUUCGACCUCUAGAAGGGCGUUUGAAAUACCAAAUCGACAAGGUUCUGCGAGCCGCGGAUGAUGCGAAGCGGGCAGAAGAUGAGGCUGCGAAGCCCAAAUCGAAUGGAAAGCCGGCUCAGCAAGAUCGCGACGAUGAAGAUUCUGGCUCUGAAGAAGAAUCUGACAAUGAGAGCAACAGCGAUGCCGAGUCUACAAAUGGAGCUCCGCUCCUCCAAGCAAAUCAAAUAGACGACCUGCAAUACCGGCCCAAUCCCUCCUCACUCAUGCGUCCCGCCGCAGCUGCGAACUCGGAAUUGAAGGAUAGGUCUGAAAAUGACGGCAUCUACAGACCUCCUCGCAUCCAAGCUACAGCCAUGCCCACAACGACAGGUCCCCGCGAGAAGGGCGAUAGAAAACCGAAUAAAUCUGCAACAUUGGAUGAGUUCGUGAGCACAGAAUUAUCUGCUGCCCCACUAGCGGAGCCUAGCAUUGGGUCUACCAUCACAGGCGGCGGACGGAGGAGCAAGAGCGAGAGACAGAAAAAGGAAGAGGCAGAGCGGAAAGAGUACGAGGAGAGGAAUUAUGUACGUUUGCCUAAGGAGAGUAAGAAGGAACGCGCCAAGAAGAAGGGUGGAAGGGAUGCAGGGUAUGGUGGGGAGGAGUGGAGAGGUCUGGGUGAGGGUAUUGAUAGGAUUGAGAGGUUGACGACGAGGAAGAGUGGUGAAGGGAGAAGUGUUCUUGACAAAAGUCGGAAGAGACCCACCGAGGAUGGCCCAAGGGGUGGUGGCGCGGACGAGGUAGGCCAAGGAUUCCAGAAACGGUUGAAGCUAUUAGAUAGCAGGAGGGAUAAAGGACGGAAAUAG